ACCUGACCAGUGAAAACUAGUUCUCGCCAGAGAUAAUAGAAGAUUACCCUGUGCAACACAGCUGUGUUGUGGUCGCACGUGCAACGUUUCAGUCAGAGGCAUUCUCAAAGAACUUCAACAGACAACGGCACCAUGAGCAAAAGGAAAUCCAAAGAAAGCCAUAUGACAGUUGGGCAGUGUGUCUCCCAGGCGCAAAGCAUUUUGAGGAAGAGAUUUUGUCACCAAGAGUUGGCUACCUCCCCAGUGGGCCUGGAGUCUCAGCACAAGCACUUGCUGGAGCUGCUGAGGAGGACGGCUGUUCAUGGAGAGAGUAACUCGGUACUCAUCGUGGGACCCAGGGGGACCGGCAAGACAAUGUUAUUGAAUUAUGUGCUGAAGGAGCUACUGCAAGAGCAGGAUGUCAAGAGUAACAUCAUGAUGGUCAAUUUGAAUGGUUUGCUGCAGACAGAUGAUAGGAUUGCUCUUAAAGAGAUCACCAGGCAGCUGAACUUGGAGAAUGUCGUCGGGGACAAAGUCUUUGGCAGUUUUGCUGAGAACCUUGCGUUUCUUCUGGAAGCAUUGAAAAAAGGGGACCGCAGUAGCAGUCGGCCGGUGAUCUUCGUGCUGGAUGAGUUUGACCUGUUUGCUCACCACAAGAACCAGACGCUGCUCUACAACCUGCUGGACGUCUCCCAGUCGGCCCAGGCCCCUGUCUCUGUGGUGGGCCUCACCUGUAGGCUGGAUGUGUUGGAGCUGCUGGAGAAGCGUGUGAAGUCUCGGUUCUCCCAUCGCCAGAUCCACCUGCUGGGCUCCAUGACCUUGGCCCAGUACCUGGAGACGGCUGCCUCCCAGCUCAGCCUGCCCACCGACUUCCCCGACGCCAAGUUCGCCAACGACUGGAACGAUGCCGUGAAGAAACUGUGUGAGGACAAGUCAGUGGAGGGAGUCCUACGAAAACACUUUGAAGGCAGCAAGGACUUCCGCUCUCUACACACCCUACUGCUGCUGGCGUUGAGUCGUGUGAGUGUGUCGAGUCCUGUCAUCAGGCCGGCUGACCUGCUGGAGUCUGGACGCUGCACUGCUGCCGACUCCAAGGCAAACAUACUGCACGGUGUGUCUAUUCUGGAGCUGUGUCUCAUCAUUGCCAUGAAGCACCUGAAUGACGUCUACGAGGGCGAACCCUUUAACUUCCAGAUGGUCCACAAUGUUCAGAAUAUAUUGCUACAAAUAAGCAAGAUGACUUCAAACAAGCCUAAUGAAAGUGAAAGCGAAAGCCCAACUGAAUUCAAGAAGUUUAUCAGCAGAAAGUCCCAUUCCAUCCAUAAUUUUGAGAAGCCUGUUGUCAUCAAGGCCUUUGAGCAUCUCCAGCAGUUGGAGCUGAUUCGUCCCGUGGAGUCGUCCAGUGCCAAGAUCCAGAAGGACUACCAGCUGAUGAAGCUACUGCUCGACCACACGCAGGUGCUGGAGGCCGUCCAGAGGUACCCACAAUGCCCCACGGACGUCAGGCAGUGGGCCACCUCCGCCUUCGCAUGAUAGGAGCCCACCGCCCAACGGACACACAGAGGGUUGCAAGUAAAGGGAGGCCAAAUCACCCCACGCUGGUUUUCUAAGCUGUGCAACACGUUUCGUUGUUCACCAAAUAAACUACAAGCAAAGAA
This is a messenger RNA of Engraulis encrasicolus (European anchovy), 1637 nucleotides long. It is a transcript of the gene orc4, whose product is annotated as origin recognition complex, subunit 4. Gene Ontology annotation, molecular function: ATP hydrolysis activity; DNA replication origin binding. The coding region runs from base 133 to 1512 and encodes 459 amino acids. Gene Ontology annotation, cellular component: nucleus; nuclear origin of replication recognition complex. The record is from RefSeq and is a predicted model, not a curated record. The transcript has 16 exons. NCBI's taxonomy places the organism in Eukaryota, Metazoa, Chordata, Actinopteri, Clupeiformes, Engraulidae. Gene Ontology annotation, biological process: DNA replication; DNA replication initiation.